Rhododendron vialii is the source of this 693-nucleotide messenger RNA. RefSeq lists its product as uncharacterized. Bases 1 to 693 code for a protein of 230 amino acids. Gene Ontology annotation, molecular function: metalloendopeptidase activity. Lineage: Eukaryota; Viridiplantae; Streptophyta; Magnoliopsida; Ericales; Ericaceae. The record is from RefSeq and is a predicted model, not a curated record. Gene Ontology annotation, cellular component: membrane. The transcript has a single exon.
AUGGGUUUAUCUUACCUGAAAUCGAAACGCCCGAUUCUCGUCUCAUGUCGAACGCUAUGUUCGAGCAAGAUUGCAUCUCAUCAGGGCAAACUUCAGAAGGUUAUUGCCCGAUUCGGUUCGCAAGGUAUUAGUCUAUUAUUAGCCCAGAAGAAAAGCCAUAAACACCCUAUAAAUUUAAGCACACACGUACGGAACAAGGUCGGCAUAUUUUCCUCUGUCAUGUGUUUGGUUGGAUCAAAGGCCAUGAAUUCCAGGUUCUUCUUUGAUGCUGGAAGGAGAUUUUUCCAUGGAAACAGAUCCCAAGUUCAAGUAUACACAAAGGAAACGAGACUAGUAAUUCCCUCAAUGCAGCGGGCUCUUGGUCAAAUUCAACGGGAAGUUCCUUGGGGGCAAUUGCUUCGCGACCCCAGAUUUCUCGUGAUUGGCUCGUGCGUGUUGAUCGCCCUCCUCUUCGGUAGGAUCGAGAGGGUUCCAAUCUCCGGGCGGUUUCAUUUGGUUCUGUCAUGCAAAACGUUGGAGAGAAAGUUGGGAGAAUGGCAGUUUAAGAAACAGGAAGAGGAACACCAAGGGAGAAUCCUCCCUCCAAGCAGCCCUGAAAGCAUUCGAGUGCAGCGGAUUCUGAGGGAGAUUGUUCAAGGAAUGCACAGCGGGUUGAGACUGGAGAAAGACUGCAGAGUCAGAGUGCAUGAGUGA